Molecule: messenger RNA, 863 nt
Organism: Acaulospora morrowiae
Lineage: Eukaryota; Fungi; Glomeromycota; Glomeromycetes; Diversisporales; Acaulosporaceae
Source: the annotation of a GenBank genome assembly
CAAUUAUGUGGUUAAGAGGAUGUUUUUCAAACUUAUUUCUACGACGAAUACGAGGUCCCCGAUAUUUUCACGAUUCCGUUGGAGCAACCAUUAAGUCAGACACCAGUUUUCAGGAAGUAGAUUUCGCUAACCAUAAUGGUAUAUUACCGCAAGCGCCCGUAAAACUUCAAGCCGUUAACCCUUUACCAAAAGUGAUUGAGGCCAUCUACUAUGAUUUCGUGACGAAUGAACCGUUAGGAAUGAAAAAUCUGGAUCGACAAGUCUUUGGUGCGCCCAUAAGAGUUGACAUAUUGCAAAGGGUGGCGACAUGGCAACGUGACGCUUUACGACAGGGAACGCAUAAAACGAAAACUCGAGGGGAAGUGAGUGGAACAGGUAAAAAAUGGGCGCCACAAAAAGGAAGGGGAAAGGCAAGAGUUGGUAGUCAUCGCGUGCCUCAUUGGAGAGGAGGUGGUGUUGCUCAUGGGCCUAGGCCACGUUCGUAUGCAACCGAUCUUCCACGUCAGAUUCAAGUUCUGGGAGUACGCACCGCACUCGCGACCAAAUAUGUGCAAAAUCAACUUGUACUAGUGGAGAACUUUAAGCUGAACACUCACAAAACAAAGGAAUUACUAGAGAUUUUGGAUAAAAAUGCGUGGGAUCCCCUAGCAGAAGAGCGGGUUCAAGGUCAUUCAAUAUUGUUCAUGAGUAAGGACCACCAAUUGAAUUUGGAUCUCGCUUCGAGAAAUCUGCAACGAGUACACGCGUUAACCGCUGAAGAAAUUUUUGACGCCGGUGACGUUUAUAAUAUCAUGGGUCACGAAAUAUUAAUGCUGGAUUUGGAAGCGGUAGAUGUAAUGGAGGAGGCGCUGAAGUUUAUUUAA